UAUUAUAUUUGUUGAAAUAGUUUCGUGUAUAAUCAAUCAUCUGUCGGUCCAUCACAUUUUCAACCAAUUCCUCUUUCCAAAUCAUCAAUUCAAUUCAAUUCUCCUCCUCAUGGAUCCACCAACCUCUUGGGACUCCUUGCGAAAUCAGGCAAGGAAGCUUGAAGCACAGUUGGAUGAUCAAAUGCAUUUGUAUCGAAAAUUAGUUUCGACAAAAGUUGAUGAUGGUAAUGAGAAUAAUCUUGGAUCAAGAAUAGAACAACUACUCAAAGAGCUACAUCAUGUGAUUUCACAAAUGCAAACGUGGGUAUCAUCGGGUGGAUCGGAGAUAUUUUCUCAUACGUUGACCCGUCAUCAUGAAAUUCAUCAUGAUCUUAGUCAGGAAUUUAACCGGCUUCGAUCUAGCCUUAGAGCAAAGAGAGAGCAUGCAUCAUUGCUUGAGGAUUUCAGGGAGUUUGACAGAACACGAUUAGAUCUUGAAGAAGGUGGUGGGUCCCAAGAGCAAUCUCUUCUUAAGGAGCGUGCUACUCUCAUGAGAAGUACGGGCCAGAUAGACGGUGUGAUAUCACAAGCACAAGAAACCUUUGGUACCCUCAUGUUUCAACGGUCAACAUUUGGCGGCAUCAAUUCGAAGCUUACCAAUGUUAGCAGUCGUCUCCCAACUGUGAAUAACAUUCUGUCGGCGAUAAAGAAGAAAAAAUCUAUGGACACAAUUAUUCUUUCAUUAGUUGCUUCGGUUUGCACGUUUUUAAUCUUGAUUUACUGGUUGACAAAGUAGCAAGGCAUCAUUUGAAAUUCGGUGGCGGUUGUUUGUAUAAUUCAACUACCCAGGUAGUUGUUAUAAAGGUAUAAUCUGUAUGUGUAUUUCAAUUGACAUUUUUGCAAUUAUAUAAUCAAUGUCUCCGACAACUUUGUUUCCGAAAGAUUAGAAUUUUUUA
Helianthus annuus (common sunflower) is the source of this 935-nucleotide messenger RNA. RefSeq names its product Golgi SNAP receptor complex member 1-1. The transcript has 5 exons. Bases 110 to 775 code for a protein of 221 amino acids. NCBI's taxonomy places the organism in Eukaryota, Viridiplantae, Streptophyta, Magnoliopsida, Asterales, Asteraceae. Gene Ontology annotation, cellular component: cis-Golgi network; Golgi medial cisterna; SNARE complex. Gene Ontology annotation, molecular function: SNAP receptor activity. The record is from RefSeq and is a predicted model, not a curated record. Gene Ontology annotation, biological process: endoplasmic reticulum to Golgi vesicle-mediated transport; vesicle fusion.